AUGAGCUUCUUCUUCUUGUUACUUUGCUGCUACCAGCAGCUCCGGCUUUGCCCUUUGAAGAAGCAGCAAAGAGUGUCACUGCUCUCCAUGAAGAUAAACACAACAUUAAAUUGUUACUAUAAUAUUACGUUUACUGUCUGCAACCUGAACACUGGAGGUACCAUGACUGAUUUCAACACGAUGAAUAUUGGCAGUGCUGAUGGUGUCUGGGUCUUUAAAUGCUUACUCAACAAAGACACUGAGUGUUGCCGUGUGGGGAAGAAGUCCAUCCUGAUCACUCUGGGGUAUAGCAGUGCUUUGCUGAAGUUUGAGUCUCAUGCUGAAUUCAAUGCAUUUUCAAAUACCUUGAAAAAAUGCCGGAAUCAGAAAAAGGAAAAUUCAGUGUUCAGUCAGUGGACAGAAGAAGUGUCUGCCUCACAAUACUCCCAGAUCAGGAAAUUUUAUGGCUGCACUUCCCAGCAGCAGAACAUGAUGCAAGAUUUCGUGAGAACAGCCACUUACCACAGAGCCAUCCUCCAGAACCACAUUGACUUUAGAGACAAGGUUGUUCUAGAUGUCGGUUGUGGAUCAGCAAUACUGUCAUUUUUUGCUGUACAGGCUGGAGCUAGGAGAAUUUAUGCAGAUGAAGCCAGUUCGGUCGCACAAUAUGCUGAGAUGCUAGUGAAAAAUAACCACCUUUCAGACAAGAUCAUUGUUAUGCCAGGAAAAAUUGAAGAAAUCUCACUUCCUGAGGCUGUAGAUGUGAUAAUUUCUGAACCAAUGGGAUACAUGCUCUUCAGUGAAAGGAUGCUGGAGAGUUACCUUCAUUCCAAACAAUGGCUAAAAUCAAAUGGAAUGAUGUUCCUGACCUUCGGCGACGUCCACUUGGCCCCCUUUUCUGAUGAACAGCCCUACGUGGAAAACUACUCUAGAGCCAACUUUUGGUACCAGCAGAGCUUCUGUGGGGUCAACUUGUCCAGUCUCCAGGGUGUGGCAGUGGAGGAUUACUUCGGACAGCCAAUAGUAAUGACAUCUUUGAUCUUUUUCUACAUGGACACAUUUGAUAUUAGGAUUUUGAUGGCUUGGACAGUCAAAUACACAGUAAACUUUAUGGAUACAAAAGAGGAAGAUCUACACAGAGUAGAAAUCCCCUUUGUGUUUCAGAUGGUACAGUCUGGCCUUAUCCAGGGACUGGCAUUCUGGUUUGAUGUGGCCUUUGUUGGAUCUCUGGUAACGGUUUGGCUGUCAACAGCCCCAACUGAGCCUCUGACGCAUUGGUAUCAGGUGUGGUGCCUUCUUCAGACUCCCCUCUUUGCCAAGGAAGGGGAGACUGUCUCUGGGACAGUGCUGUUUGUAGCCAAUAAACAGUAA
Molecule: messenger RNA, 1350 nt
Organism: Galeopterus variegatus (Sunda flying lemur)
Lineage: Eukaryota; Metazoa; Chordata; Mammalia; Dermoptera; Cynocephalidae
Product: histone-arginine methyltransferase CARM1-like
Exons: 13
Coding region: 1-1350 (449 amino acids)
Biological process (GO): peptidyl-arginine methylation
Molecular function (GO): protein-arginine N-methyltransferase activity
Source: RefSeq, a predicted model, not a curated record